This is a messenger RNA of Penicillium brevicompactum, 1503 nucleotides long. RefSeq lists its product as uncharacterized. The record is from RefSeq and is a predicted model, not a curated record. Bases 1 to 1503 code for a protein of 500 amino acids. Lineage: Eukaryota; Fungi; Ascomycota; Eurotiomycetes; Eurotiales; Aspergillaceae. The transcript is spliced from 2 exons.
AUGUUCUCCAAGAAACCCUCCAAAGGGCCUCGGCGGCCCAGCAACCCCACAUGGGAUAAUCCACCCACAUCGUCGGGCUCUGCACACGAGAAUUACCUGAAGAACCUACCAGCGUUGCCCAAUGAUUCCGACACAUCUCUGCGGCUGGGGUCGAGGCAUGAUUUGACCAUGAGACACUCGGACGUCUCACCCGUGGGCUCGCCAGACCUAGGAAAUGACAGACGAGAAAGUCAAAGUAGCUUCUGUGUAUCUCCCAUUGGAGAUGGGGACCAAGCGCCUCAUUACCCGCGAGGGGAAUCUCGAGCUUCCAUGACUCCGAGUCCUGUCUAUAGGGAAAACCAUGCUGGCAAUCACCCACAGCCUCAAGGCCAAUCCUUCCAGGACCACAGACGCUUUAUUUCGGGCAAACCGACGCGUUGGGAUGAUUUCUCAGGCGAUCCGACCACCAAUGAGUUUGGGCGAAUCGACCAAGUGAGCCCCCGCAAUGUGCCGCUUCACAAGCCAACCCCCUCGCAUACGUCAAAUCUGUUCAAGCAACUCAACCCCAAGAAAAAGAUAUUUGCUGCCCGAAACCGGAUCAGCAGUAGUAUCAGCAUUUCCAAGACUGAAGAUCUUCCGAAGGAGGCGUCUACUAGCAGUCGAUCCUCGUCACGUGGAUUCCCAGUCGAACAACAUUCCACCAAACGCAAAGGCAGUGGUAUCCCGGACACAAGUCCUCAAAUUGGAAAUCUUGCUUUUGUCCCCACCACCGUGACCACAAUCAGCUCCGGAGGUCCGAAGACCUCACUCCGAUCAAGAGCGAUUCAAGAAGGCGCGCCUACUCUACCACGGGGAGAUACGCCGGAUUUCCAAUUCGACGAGGAGGUUGCUAGCAUGAUGCUUCCUUCAGAUCCGGCCGAAGAGCCUAUGAGCCGAUUUAGCGCAACAACAUAUGCAACCACGGAACCGAACAGCCUCAACCCGAGCCCGCGAGAAAGUUUCCAAUUCGAUAAUCGAUCCACGGAUGAUUUGUCCGCGAGUUCAAUCAUGGAUCGUCGGCGUCCCGUUGCCCCUGUUGGCUUGCCAACCUCGAAGAAGCCAGUCGCCAACAAGCUGGAUGUCAACAAACCUGUUCGCAAGCCUACCCCGUCCCAGGUUGCAGAGCAAGUUAAGCAGUUGGCUGUACAGCCACCUCCAGCAGCGGCGGAGGAGCCUAAAGAUGCACAGGGUCGCAUUGAAGCUAUGGAGACCAAGCGAAAUGAACUUUCUCAGCGACGGUUCAAUUUGGAGACGGUCAUUGCGGAGUUGAUGAAAGUGUUUCAACCUAAUUCCCUUGUUGUGUUUGACUCGGCUGCCAAGGCUGAGGUACAGAGAAGUGUGAAGAGCAUGGAGAGUGAGAUUGCCGAUAUCAAGAAGGAAGAACAUGAUCUCGGAAUGAAGAUUACGCGAGCGUGGCGACGCUUGGAUGAGAGGGAAAAUGCAGGUGAUGGAAAUAAUCUUUGGGUCAAGCGUGUCACUAGUUAA